GUUAAAAGCAGAGCAAAAACUUGAUUGAUUGAUUGAUUGAUUCCUCUCCCUCUCUUCAUCAAAUUGGAGAGACCCCUUUUCGCCGGAAACUGCUUUUACACCGGGAAAAACCAUGUCAGGAGGUGGUGGUGGUGGUUGCUGCCGGUGCUGUUUCAGCUUCAUUUUCACAUCGGGCUUAACAGCUCUGUUUUUGUGGCUAAGUCUGAGACCUUCAAACCCCAAGUGUUCAAUCGAUAAAUUCUACAUUCCUGCCCUCAACAAAACCUUAAACUCCACAAAAAACACUACCCUCUACUUUGAACUCAAGCUUGCUAACCCCAACAAAGACAAAGGCAUCUACUAUGAUCCUCUGAAUUUGACAUUCUUUGAUAGUUCUAAUAGGAGUCACAGGUUGGGGAACUCUAUUGUUAAUCGGUUUUAUCAGGGUCGCCAGAAGAAGGCCUUUAAGGGUGGCAAUGUUGACUUUGGGUCGGCGGUUGUCCGGGCUGUUUCGAGGAAUGGGUCGGCGGUUUUCCGGGUAGAUAUGGUGACUAAAGUAAGGUUUAAGAUCAUGAUUUGGUUCAAAACCAAGAGGUAUAUGAUCAGGGUUGGGGCUGAUGUUCAAGUCAAUGACCAAGGGGCUAAAGUCAACCCCAAAGAUGUCAAGCUCAAGUCCAUGGCACCAGUGAUUGAAGGCUGUGGAGAUCGAGAACGAUAAAGAUUUCAGUAUUUUGCUGCUCAGUCGAUGCACAAGAUUGAAGUAAUGCGCAUAAAAUCUUGUGCGUGCAACUCAAUAGGAUAACUAGGAUACUAGCUCCCUGUCAUAGCUGGUUUUAGAUUGUGUAGUGAUUCUUUUCUUAGUUUUCCUGACAAAUUGGAGGGGAAUUUGUAUGCAAGAAAUUGAGGUGAUGAAGUUGUAGAGAUAUAAAUCAUGAUUUAGUCAUAGUUACUUCCCAUUUUUCAUUGUAUUGGAACAAUUGGAAUCAAUUCAUUUUUUUUUUUUGGCUA
This is a messenger RNA of Tripterygium wilfordii, 987 nucleotides long. RefSeq names its product protein NDR1-like. NCBI's taxonomy places the organism in Eukaryota, Viridiplantae, Streptophyta, Magnoliopsida, Celastrales, Celastraceae. Bases 113 to 697 code for a protein of 194 amino acids. The record is from RefSeq and is a predicted model, not a curated record. The transcript is spliced from 2 exons. Gene Ontology annotation, biological process: defense response to other organism.